This is a messenger RNA of Lactuca virosa, 339 nucleotides long. The record is from the annotation of a GenBank genome assembly. NCBI's taxonomy places the organism in Eukaryota, Viridiplantae, Streptophyta, Magnoliopsida, Asterales, Asteraceae.
AUGGCUCAAGUUUCUCCAAAGAAAGCAUCAGCAGAAAGAAGACGAAGGACGAGAAGUGAUUCUAAUUCAACACUUCAACUUUUUCUCAUCGGGGUCAUCUUAAUUCUCACUCAUUUACCACCGUUAUCCGCCCACCACCACCAUCACCACCACCACCACCACCGGAGUUCAGUAUCUUCUAGCCGGAAAGCUAUGUUGUUCAAAACACAACCACCAGAGCACAGUGGAGUUGUGUCAGCUCCAAUUCAAUCACCACUAGGAGCAGCUGGAGAAGAAGGCAAUGUGUAUGAUGAAGAUAAAAGAAUAAUUCAUACAGGUCCAAACCCUCUUCAUAAUUAA